Molecule: messenger RNA, 6924 nt
Organism: Folsomia candida
Lineage: Eukaryota; Metazoa; Arthropoda; Collembola; Entomobryomorpha; Isotomidae
Gene: l(3)72Ab
Product: putative U5 small nuclear ribonucleoprotein 200 kDa helicase
Exons: 25
Coding region: 288-6719 (2143 amino acids)
Cellular component (GO): nucleus
Molecular function (GO): ATP hydrolysis activity; ATP binding; nucleic acid binding
Source: RefSeq, a predicted model, not a curated record
UCAUUUUCGUUGUGCGAAUGCGUCCCGGCGAAAUAAUAGACGGGAAAUAAAUAAAGCAUUUUUUUAAAGCUAUAUAAUUUUGAAAACAAUUUCCAAAUUUCAAAUUGUAUAGACGGCUGUUUUGUUAUUUGUUUUGAUAUUUGUAGUAAAGACACUUUGUUAGGAAGUUCAAUGCAUAAUCCAUGAUAAUCUUGGAUUUAAUUUGAUUUGUGAGAUUUCAAAAGUGUAAGUUUGUGUAAAGUGCUCUUUUGAUAGAAACGUGAAUUUGACGGCACAAACACUUCGCCAUGGCUGAUGAAGACGCACGUAAACUCCAGUACGAGUACAAAGCGAACUCCAAUUUGGUGUUACAAGCUGAUGUCCGUCUUAUUGAGAAAGUCAAGAGGGAUGACGCCACCGGAGAAGUUAUGUCCCUUUCCGGGAAGCUCCUUGGCACCCGGAUGGGGGAUCGAUCUCAGCGGACGAAACCAGCCAAAACGGAGGAGCGGAAGGCGAAGCGUAUCAAGCGUGACGAGGCGACGACCUCUGUACAUAAGUUGAAGGGGAGUGGCUCCGUCUGGGAUGACGAAUAUAUUGCUGGAGAUUUUGGGGGUGGAGCCAUUCUGUACAGACCAAAAACCCAAGAGACGAAGCAAACUUAUGAAGUUUUGUUGAGCUUUAUACAAAAUGCUAUCGGUGACCAGCCAAGAGAUCUAUUGUGCGGAGCUGCAGAUGAAAUUCUAUCUGUGCUGAAGAAUGAUAGGAAAAUGGAUAAAGAUCGCAAGAAGGAGACGGAAACUCUGCUUGGUCCAGUUUCUGAUGAAAGAUUCGCCCUUUUAGUCAACCUUGGCAAAAAAAUUACAGAUUUCACUACAAAGUCGACCACUGGUGAAGAGAAUUUGGAUGACAUGCAUGGAAUCAACGUGCAGUUUGAUGAUCAGUCGGAGGAUGAAGACGAUGAGGAUGUUUAUGGAGAGAUUAACGAAGACGAGGUUGAUGACCAAGAAGGAGAGGAAGCUGGAGACACGUCAGCUAUUCAGGCGCAACGUCUCGUUGAAUAUGAGACAAAGGCAACUUCAGGAAAGAAGGAUAAACGAUUACAUCCGCUGGACAUUGAUGCUUAUUGGAUUCAGAGGAAAUUAUCCAAAUAUUACAAGGACUCGAUCACUUCUCAAGCCAGGGCAAAGGAUGUUGUCGAAAUUCUACAGACUGCUCAGGACGACAGAGAUUUCGAAAAUCGACUCGUCCUCUUACUUGGAGUUGAUUGCUUUGAGUUUAUCAAGAUUCUGAAGAAGCACAGAUUUAUGAUUUUAUACUGUACUCUGUUGGCCACUGCACAAACGGAGAAGGAAAAAUUGUACAUCAAGGAUAAAAUGCGUCAGGAUGCAGAUUUAACUAAAAUUUUGAGCCAGAUUGAAACUGGAGAAUCUAUUGAAGAUCCGUCUGGCAACUCGACAAUGUCAACAAGAGACUCUGCAAAAGCUGGAGCUAUUCCUGGUUCAAAUAUUUCUGGACAGGUCCCCGGAUCUCGUAAAAUGUUAGAUCUAGAAUUGAUGGCUGAAAUGUUCAAGGAUGGCUCGCAUUUUAUGUCAAACGACAAAUGUCAACUUCCUGACGGUUCUUUCCGGAAACAGAGAAAGGGAUAUGAAGAAGUUCAUGUUCCAGCUUUGAAGCCUAAAACUUUCGGUGCAGAGGAAUCUCUGAUUGGAAUAGAUCGACUACCACACUACGUUCAACCAGCGUUCGAAGGAUUUAAAAGUUUGAAUAGGAUUCAGUCUCGUAUUCAUAAGGCGGCUCUUGAAAGUGAUCAGAAUCUUUUGAUUUGUGCCCCCACUGGAGCUGGUAAAACUAAUGUAGCAUUACUCACAAUGAUGCGAGAAAUUGGAAAACACGUAAAUGCGGAUGGAACCAUUAACGUUGACGAAUUCAAAAUCGUCUACAUUGCUCCAAUGAGAUCUUUAGUACAGGAAAUGGUUGGAAGUUUUACGAAGCGUUUAUCAUCCUACAAACUGGUCGUUUCUGAACUGACGGGAGACACGCAGCUUAGCAGAGAUCAACUCAACGCUACGCAAAUUAUCGUUUGCACUCCCGAGAAGUGGGAUGUCAUCACACGAAAAGAAAAUCGAAGUAUUACCUCCGUCGUUCGUUUGAUUAUUAUUGAUGAAGUUCAUUUACUUCAUGAUGAACGAGGACCUGUUUUAGAAACGGUUGUUGCAAGAGCCAUGAGAUCCGUUUCUCAAGAAGGAGAUAUUCGCAUUGUCGGAUUGUCUGCUACACUUCCCAAUUACAAAGAUGUGGCCUACUUUCUCAAGGUGGACUUAUCGACUGGACUCUUCUACUUUGACAACAGUUUCCGUCCCGUCCCUUUGGAGCAACAGUAUAUUGGAGUUAGCGAGAAGAAGGCGCUCAAGCGAUACCAACUCACAAAUGAAAUAGUUUACGAAAAAGUGAUGGAACACGCAGGAAAAAAUCAAGUCCUCAUAUUCGUCCAUUCUCGUAAAGAAACUGGGAAGACGGCCAGAACUCUAAGGGACAUGUGUUUAGAGAAGGACACACUUGGCCAAUUUCUGCGAGAGGGGAGUGCGUCCAUGGAAGUGCUCAGAAAAGAAGCCGAAGAAGUUAAGAAUUCAGAGUUGAAGGAUCUGCUUCCCUACGGAUUUGCAAUUCAUCACGCUGGUAUGACCAGAGUGGACCGUACCUUGGUCGAGGACUUGUUUGCGGACAGGCAUAUUCAAGUUCUGGUGUCCACUGCCACCUUGGCGUGGGGUGUUAAUUUACCUGCACAUACCGUCAUCAUUAAGGGGACACAGGUAUACAAUCCUGAAAAGGGUCGAUGGGUGGAACUUGGAGCGUUAGAUGUUCUUCAAAUGUUGGGUCGAGCUGGUCGUCCACAAUAUGAUACAAAAGGAGAAGGGAUUCUCAUCACGAAUCACUCUGAACUUCGAUACUAUUUGUCACUGUUGAAUCAACAACUUCCAAUUGAAUCACAACUCAUCCCAAAACUACCCGACUUGUUGAAUGCAGAAAUUGUGAAUGGAUCCAUUCAAACGGUGAAGGACGCGGUGGAGUGGUUAAGCUAUACGUAUUAUUAUGUUCGAAGUAUGAAAGCUCCCCAAACUUACCAAGUUGACGAUGAUGAUAAAUUGUUGACCAACCAUCGGGCAAACAUAAUUCACACGGCUGCCGUUAAACUUGACAAAUGUAGUCUAAUUCGAUACGAUAGAACAAGUGGGUCAUUCGUUCCCACUGAACUUGGACGAAUUGCAUCACAUUAUUACAUCACUUGUGAUACGAUGCAAACCUACAACCAACUAUUGAAACCUCAUCUUAGCGAGAUUGAGCUACUUCGCGUAUUUUCAUUGUCUGGUGAAUUUAGAAACUUGACUGUCCGAGAAGAGGAGAAACUUGAACUGCAAAAACUAAUGGAAAGAGUUCCAAUCCCAAUCAAGGAAAAUGUGGAAGAAGCAUCCGCAAAAGUAUCCAUUCUUCUGCAGGCUUACAUUUCUCAAUUGAAGUUGGAAGGAUUUGCCCUGAUGGCUGACAUGGUUUACGUCACACAAUCUGCUGGACGUCUGGUUCGAGCCAUUUAUGAAAUUGUACUUUCUAGAGGUUGGGCGCAGUUAUCAGAUAAGACGUUAGCACUGGCAAAAAUGGUUGACCGUCGCAUGUGGCAAUCAAUGUGCCCGUUGCGACAAUUUAAGAAAAUCCCGGAAGAAGUAGUCAAGAAAAUAGAGAAGAAAUCCAUCUCGUUUGACCGGCUUUUCGACUUGAAUCCACUCGAACUUGGAGAAUUAAUCAGGAUUCCUAAAUUGGGGAAAACAAUUCACAAGUUUAUUCACCACCUUCCCAAAGUAGACCUUUCCUGCACAAUUCAACCAAUUACUCGAUCAACGUUAAAAGUUGAACUCGCAAUUACUCCUGACUUUGAAUGGGACGAAAAAUUGCACGGCGGUUCCGUCGCAUUUUGGAUCGUGGUUGAAGAUGUCGACUCUGAAGUAGUUUUACAUCAUGAAUACUUUUUACUCAAACAAAAGUUUCGAGCCGAUGAACAUAUUGUCAAAUUCUACGUGCCCAUUUUUGAACCACUCCCUCCACAAUACUUUAUCCGAGUCGUAAGCGAUCGAUGGAUUGGAUCCGAAACACUUUUGCCCGUUUCUUUCCGUCAUUUGAUUCUCCCAGAAAAGAAUCCCCCACCAACGGAACUCUUGGAUUUGCAACCACUUCCCAUUUCCGCUUUGAGAAAUUCCACUUUUGAACUGUUGUACAAGGAAAUGAACCAAUUCAACCCGAUUCAGACCCAAGUUUUCAAUGCAGUGUACAACUCGGAUGAAAAUGUGUUUAUUGGAGCUCCACCUGGCUCAGGAAAAACACUGAUUGCAGAAUUCGCAAUUAUGAGAAUGUUUUCUGCAAGUGGAAAAUCUGGUGAAGAUCAUUGCGUCUACAUCAGCCCAAAAGAGGAACUUGCCGAGAUCAUGUAUAACGAAUGGAGUGAAAAAUUUUCAAAGCUGGGCAAAAAAGUAAUUCUACUCACUGGCGAGACUGGAACUGAUUUGAAGUUGCUAGCAAAGGGAAACGUCGUCAUCAGUACUCCAGAGAAAUGGGACGUCUUGUCACGACGAUGGAAACAAAGGAAAAAUGUUCAGAACGUGAACCUCUUCAUAAUUGACGAUCUCCAACUUUUGGGUGGAGAAGAAGGUCCAAUCGUGGAAAUUAUUUGUUCCCGUAUGCGAUACAUUGCCUCUCAAACUGAGCGACCCAUUCGAAUGGUAUCCUUAUCCACUUCGUUGAGCAAUGCUCGAGAUAUUUCUCAGUGGUUGGGUUGUGCACCAACUCAUACGUUUAAUUUCCACCCCUCCGUGCGACCACUCCCUCUGGAGUUGCAUAUUCAGGGAUACAACAUUUCACACAAUGGGUCCCGAUUAGCAGCAAUGUCAAAACCCGUUUACAACGCGAUAACGCGACUCUCUACUGACAAGCCAGCAGUCGUCUUUGUCCCUUCAAGAAAACAAGCCAAACUGACAGCCAUUGACAUCAUCAGUUAUGCCGAGAUGGACGAAAAGCAGGGAAGAUUUUUGCUUCUGAGUGAAUCCGAAUUGCAGGGAGUAUUUGCAAAAGUCCAAGACGACACGUUGAAGGGAACUUUAGCACAAGGAGUCGCCUAUUUGCAUGAAGGAACUUCCGUACAGGAUCGUCACAUUAUUACGACAUUGUUUCAAUCAGGAGCUAUUCAGGUCGUGGUUGCCACUCGAACAAUGUGUUGGAACAUUAACUUUCACUCACAUCUCGUCAUUAUUAUGGACACUCAAAAUUACAACGGCAAGAUUCAUGCCUAUGAAGAUUACGUUGUAACGGACGUCCUUCGAAUGGUUGGCGUGGCAUGUCGUCCCUUGGAAGAUGAGGAUUCCAAAUGCGUCCUCAUGUGUCAAACUUCGAAGAAGGAGUUUUUCAAGAAAUUCUUACAUGACCCUCUCCCCGUGGAAAGUCAUUUGGACCAUUGUCUCCACGAUCACUUCAAUGCAGAAAUUGUGACAAAGACAAUUGAAAAUAAACAGGAUGCCGUUGACUACUUGACUUGGACGUUCCUAUAUCGCAGAAUGACGCAAAAUCCUAACUAUUACAACUUGCAAGGAGUAACUCAUCGUCACUUGUCAGAUCAUUUGUCAGAAGUUGUCGAAAAUACAUUGAACGAUUUGGAGCAAUCUAAAUGUAUCUCAAUCGAAGAGGACAUGGACAUUAGCCCACUCAAUUUGGGAAUGAUUGCUGCAUAUUACUACAUCAAUUACACGACUAUUGAAUUGUUCAGCAUGUCCUUGACUGCUAAAACUAAACUGAGAGGACUUUUGGACAUUGUGAGUUCAUCCUACGAGUACUCCACGCUGGCAAUUCGUCAUCACGAAGACAACGUGUUGCAAGCUUUGGCAACUAAACUACCAAACAAGCCAUCAUCUUCCAGUGCUCAGAUCAAGUUUACGGAUCCCAAUGUCAAAGCAAAUAUUUUGCUUCAAGCUCAUCUUUGCCGAAUUCAGUUGAGUGCUGAACUUCAACAAGAUACAGAAUUGGUUUUGAGCAAGGCUGUUCGACUCAUUCAAGCGUGCGUUGAUGUUCUCAGUUCUAAUGGGUGGCUCUCACCUGCCGUUGCAUCUAUGGAGUUUGCUCAAAUGGUAACGCAGGCAAUGUGGGCAAAGGACUCUUACUUGAAGCAAAUUCCGCACUUUACUGCAGACACCAUCAAGAAAUGUACAGAAAAGAAAGUGGAAACCAUUUUCGACCUCAUGGAGCUGGAGGAUGAAGACAGAAAUAAAGUUCUUCACGGAUUGUCUGCAACCCAGAUGAGUGACGUUGCCCGCUUCUGCAAUCGCUACCCCAACAUUGAAUUGACUUACGAGAUUGAUAACAAGGACAAGGUUAAAACGGGAUCCAGUGUUAAUGUCAUGGUUCAGUUGGAGCGUGAGGAUGAAGUCACGGGUCCAGUCAUUGCACCAUUUUUCCCUCAUAAACGAGAAGAAGGUUGGUGGGUGGUGAUUGGAGAUCCGAAGAGUAACUCUUUACUUUCCAUUAAACGACUGACUCUUCAACAAAAGGCGAAAGUUAAGCUCGACUUUAUCGCACCAAGUCCAGGAGAGCAUCAUUACACGCUGUACUACAUGAGUGAUGCAUACAUGGGAUGUGAUCAAGAAUACAAAUUUUCCAUCAAUGUCCGCGGUGGCCGAGAUCGGAGAAAUGAUUCCGAGUCCGAUUAGAAAAGAUAUUUCAUGGUCAACUUUUACUUCAUAUUACUUUUACGUAGUUGAUGGACUUUAUUGUUAUUAGAUUCGUCUUAAAAAUUAUUGGACUUGUUCCAAAUAACUUAUUAUGUAUUUUGUAUAUUAAAUCGUUUGUUUUAUCUGUUUUCAAACAUCUUGAUAAUUUGAUAAGUAAAUAAAUAAAUAAAUUCUAACUAGAAAA